AAUGGAUUUGCUCUCAUUUUCUUGUGUACGACCACAUACUAUCUUUUCUAAAAGAUAUUAUUUAAAAGUAUUGGAUGAUGAGGUUAUAAUAUCUGCAGUAACCUAACCUUGUUAUUUAGUUCAACAAUUACAAGAAUCCUAAAUAUUGUCUUGAACUCAAAUUAUCAACCUAAAUUCUUUGGAAAAUGGGAAAGUAAAAUUUGAAAGCAUUUGGAAUAUUUUACUAAAAUAAAAUCAAAUAUUUUGAAGCUUAACAUGUUUGUUUAGAAUAAUUCAAAAAAUUGAUUGGUGGAAGAGUAAUAUAUAGAAAUAUGGCUUCAUUCUAUGAACCAACAUAAUUUAUAGGAGAAGGAUUAUCAGCAAAGGUAUUUUACUUAAUUAAAUAACAAAUUUAGGUGUAUAGAAGCAUAGAGAAAUAAACUUAAAAGGCAGUAGCAGUAAAAAUGAUUAAACAAGAGUUUGGAAAAGAAGAACAAGCUUUGGUAAAUGAUUAAUAUAAUACUUAAUUAGGAAAUUGUCAAAACGGAAGUACAAAUAUUACAGUCUCUAAAUCAUCCAAAUAUUAUCAAGGUACUUGAGGUUUAUGAAAAUGACCAGACAUUUUGGAUUGUAUAAGAUUUUGUAUAAGGAACUCCUUUGAGUGAUAUUUUAAAAUAAAAACUACCAACUGAAUAGAUAAAGAAGAUAAUGAGUGUAUAUAAACAUCAUAUAUCAAUAGAGUUUGUUAAAUACUAUAAGUUAUUUACAAUCACUAAGAAUUGUUCAUAGAGAUAUUAAACCAGAAAAUAUAAUAGUGGAGAAAGAUGGUUCAAUUAAAGUAAUUGAUUUUGGAUUUGCUGCUAAUUUGAAAUUUGGGUCUGUAAGUAGUGUAUGUGGAACACCAGGCUAUUAUGCACCUGAAGUACUUAGAUAAAAAGAAUCAAGUUUUAAUUCUGAUAUGUUCAGUGUUGGUGUUGUGUUAUUUAAUUUGUAUUAUUAUUAAACUAUAUUAGAAUCACAAAUUAACCCAUGCUUAAAUCUAAGAUGUACAAUGCUCAAUAAUAUGUAGAAGAUGAAGAAGCUGCUGAUUUGUUAAAAUAAAUGUUAGAAGUUGAUCCAGUUAUGAGAAUCACAGCUUUAUAAGCACUCUAACAUCCUUAUUUUAAAGGUUUUUAAUAAAAUAAUGAGAAACAUUAAACUUCUGAAGAUCAAAUAUUAUAACAAAAAUUGGUAAUUAAUUAAUAACAACAAUAUUAACCAUUAAAAAAAAGUAAUCAAAGUUUAGAUGCUAAAACAAUCAAAUCUCUCAGAACUACUAACAUUAUGGACUAAUGA
Paramecium pentaurelia is the source of this 1314-nucleotide messenger RNA. The record is from the annotation of a GenBank genome assembly. NCBI's taxonomy places the organism in Eukaryota, Ciliophora, Oligohymenophorea, Peniculida, Parameciidae.